CAGUGUUGGACAACGACAAUACCUUAAAUACAAGACUCUUGCAGCACUUAAAUUCCACUUGUUACUUAAUGAAAUAUAAUUUAAUUAAUUGAAAUGCUAGCCACACGCGUGUUCCGACUGGUCCGCGACAAGCGUCUGAGUGUCCCCAUUCUUCGCUGCUUUCAUCACGAGUUCUCCAAACCGGAAUCAUCCGCGACGCAGGCAAAAGAGGAGGGAAAUUCCGGUCAAAGUUUAGUUGGAGGCGUUCAGAACAAAUACAAAAUAUUCCGGGAUGAGAACUCCCCCGAGAUUUUCGAUGUGGAGGAGGCCCGGCAACUGGAACAGCAGCUUACGGAAGAGCCAGAAAUAGAGGAGGAUAAAUACUAUGGCUUGAAUAUAAAGAGAGGCGUCCAUGGUGUCUUUGAUGUCGAGGACUUGGUGGAACUCCUGCGCAAGGAGAACGUGGAUGAUAUAUUUGUGUGCUCGGUUCCCGAGGACCUAAAGUACGUGGACCACAUGGUAAUCUGCAGUGGGCGAAGCUACCGCCACAUGCUAAGCACCGCAGAGUUUGUACGCCGCAUGUUUAAAAUCAAGCGCGUUAAGGGAGACAUCCUGCCCCGCAUAGAAGGUGGAAAGAGUCGGGAUUGGAUGGCCAUGGACUUGGGCAACAUUGCCUUGCACAUAUUUUCUCCGCAAGCCCGCGAAGAAUAUGAUCUGGAGUCACUGUGGGCUAUCGGUUCCCAGUUUGACAGGGAGAGUCAGAAGCCGCACAAUCCCUACGGCGACAUCUUCAUGGCCCAAACACCAUCCUUAGUGGAGCCCCUCAAUAAGGAGACAUGAAAUUGUUUGGCUUUACUAGUUUAAUAUAUACAAUCAAUCACCAGA
This is a messenger RNA of Drosophila bipectinata, 864 nucleotides long. It is a transcript of the gene RsfS312, whose product is annotated as ribosomal silencing factor RsfS-like protein, 312. Gene Ontology annotation, biological process: negative regulation of translation; negative regulation of ribosome biogenesis. Gene Ontology annotation, cellular component: mitochondrion. The record is from RefSeq and is a predicted model, not a curated record. Lineage: Eukaryota; Metazoa; Arthropoda; Insecta; Diptera; Drosophilidae. Gene Ontology annotation, molecular function: ribosomal large subunit binding.